AUGACCAUGGAAUUAGACGCAGAACGGGGUCCUCAGGUCCGCAUACCUGAAGGCAAGGAGCCUCCAGCGUUCUGCCGUCUUUUCGAUGGCCGAAUGGUAAUCUACUCAGGUAAACGGAAUGCUGACUGGGACAUCUCUGCAGACACGAAGCCACGUAUUCGUCUUUUCCUGGUUCGUGGUGAAGUACCUGCUGAGGAUUACCUGUUAGAAGUUCCACCUCAGCUUUCCUCGCUCCGUUCCCAAGGCGUAUUUCUGGCCUUGCAAUACGCUCCUUUCGAACGCUCAGUACACAAGGCUUGGUUGUGGUGUGGUCAAUGCGCUGCACAACCUACCGUGGACACUGGACGUCAUAUAGUAAACCAGUUGCGUGAAAGAUGUCCACCGGAGUUGGCUACCGCCAUUCCGAAUGUAUUUGAAGUGCGUCAAACCGAGGAAAAGCUAGGACCCGGUGAACUGGUCUUCCUCCUGAAUACCGAAGAUACUCCUUCCUCUUUGAUAUGUGCUAACCUGGAACGAGCUCAGGGACCACUUGUGAUUUGGCACUUGACUGCACCCGCCUUGCAACAGCUAACCAUACGACGGUUAAGUUACACUCUUCAGCCCAAUGCGACAUUGCCCGUCAAGCUACCCGAAUUCCAAAGCGCGCAACCGGUCACUGAUGUCAGUCCGAUUGAAAUGGCGAAAAUGGUUGCCGAGCGUUUACGAGCCUCGAGUGACGUGGUUGCCCUUGGUCAACAAACAGUCAAUGCUCCAGUCAGCUUCCCGUUCCUGCUGAAGGAUUUAUACGCCGCCCGGCAGCCAGCUCUGUUUCUGGUGCUGUCCGGUACGAAGCAUGUCUUCAUUUGGCAAGGUUGGUGGAGUCCCAACACUCGACUCAAAUCGCAAACUCCUAGCCCCUCUGUCGGAUAA
Messenger RNA from Opisthorchis viverrini, 909 nucleotides. RefSeq lists its product as hypothetical. Gene Ontology annotation, biological process: barbed-end actin filament capping; actin filament severing; actin polymerization or depolymerization. Gene Ontology annotation, molecular function: actin filament binding; phosphatidylinositol-4,5-bisphosphate binding. Gene Ontology annotation, cellular component: cytoplasm; actin cytoskeleton. Bases 1 to 909 code for a protein of 302 amino acids. The transcript has a single exon. NCBI's taxonomy places the organism in Eukaryota, Metazoa, Platyhelminthes, Trematoda, Opisthorchiida, Opisthorchiidae. The record is from RefSeq and is a predicted model, not a curated record.